Molecule: messenger RNA, 2253 nt
Organism: Sungouiella intermedia
Lineage: Eukaryota; Fungi; Ascomycota; Pichiomycetes; Serinales; Metschnikowiaceae
Source: the annotation of a GenBank genome assembly
AUGUCCACUUACUCUUACCAGGACCAAUUAAAGAAAUUGCCCAUUCCAGAUUUGGAAGAAACGUGCAAGAACUACUUGAGCGUAUUAAGACCCCUUCAGACCGAAAAGGAAUAUGAGAGAACCGUGGAGGCGGUAUCCAAGUUCUUGAAGGAUGGAACGGGCAGCUACUUGGACUCGGAGUUGAGAACCUACGCGGAGACUAGAAACUCUUAUAUCGAGCAAUUCUGGUACGAUGCCUACUUGAACUACGAUUCGCCUGUGGUGUUGAACUUGAAUCCAUUCUUUCUUUUGGAAGAUGACCCUUUCUACAACGAGUCUACUUGUGUCAAUCCUCAGGUCAAGAGAGCAGUGACUUUGACUGUUUCGUCGUUGAAAUUCAUCCAGGCUUUGAAGAACGAGACUUUGCCUGUGGAUUUCCAGAGAAAUGGCAAGCCCCUUUGUAUGUACCAGUACUCCAAAUUGUUUGGUGCGUCUAGAAUCCCUAAUGAGGACGGAUGUGUCAUGCAAUCAGACCCCAACUCCAACCACAUCAUUGUUAUGUCAAAAUCCCAGUUUUAUUGGUUUGAUGUGUUGGAUAAGAACAACAAUUUGAUCAUGCUGGAGCAGGACUUGAUCAUUAACUUCACUUCCAUCAUCCAGGACUCACUUAAGACCCCUAGAAACGAAAUCGCAAAGUCUUCGUUUGGUGUGUUAACCACAGAAAACAGAAGAAUCUGGGCCAAGAUCAGAAGCUCGUCCACCAUUGUUGACAACCCCAACAAUAGCGAGAUUUUGUCCAUCAUCGACUCCGCUCUUUUUGUAAUUUGCUUGGACGACCUCGUGUUGAACGAUUUGAGUGACCUUUCUAAGAAUAUGUUGUGCGGUUUGUCUAUUCUUGACAAGGGUGUCCAGGUGGGAACUUGUACUAACAGAUGGUACGAUAAGUUGCAGAUCAUCAUCACUCAAAAUGGAAAGGCUGGUAUCAAUUUCGAGCACACUGGUGUCGACGGCCACACGGUGUUGAGAUAUGUCAGUGACGUUUACACCGACUCUAUUCUUUCAUUUGCACAGACCAUUAACUCAAACGCUCCAACUUUGUGGAAGGAUGGCUCGACCAAAGGUGUCAAUGAGGUCCAAAGUGAUCUUGUAACCAUUCCUAGAAAGUUGGAAUGGGACUUAACUCCAGACUUGUCGCUUGCUUUAAGAUUUGGUGAGACCAGAUUGUCUGACUUGAUCAACCAAAACGAGUUUAAGCACUUGGAAUUCAAGAGCUACGGUUCUUCCACGAUCAAGAAAAUGAAGUUUAGUCCUGAUGCGUUUGUCCAAAUGGCCUUCCAGGCCACCUACUACGCACUUUAUGGUAAGGUCGAAUGUACUUACGAGCCAGCCAUGACCAAGAACUUCUUCCACGGAAGAACUGAGGCCAUCCGUACUGUGAGUCAAGAAUCCAACUUAUUCGUUCGUAAGUUCUUUGACCCCACCAUGCCUGCCAACGAGAAGUUAAAGUAUCUCUCGGACGCUUGCGUGAAGCAUUCUGAGCAGACCAGAAGAUGCUCCAAUGGUCAGGGUGUGGACAGACACUUGUAUGCUUUGUUCUGUAUCUGGAAAAGAUAUGUUGCAGAGUUUGAAGACAACUAUGAGGCUCCAGAAAUGAAGAACGAUGACACCAUCACCAACCACGAAAUUUCGAGCAGCUCCUCUGACAGCACUGUCGGCGGUAACAAUCAACUGAACUUAAAGUUCGAGUUGAAGCACUUGCCUGAAAUCUUUGCUGAUGCUGGAUGGGACAAGUUGAAUAACACAAUUAUCUCCACCUCCAACUGUGGUAAUCCCUCGUUGAGACUUUUUGGUUUUGGUCCAGUUAGUGCCAACGGGUUUGGUAUUGGAUACAUUAUCAAAGACGACUCCAUCUCUAUUUGUGCAUCUUCUAAGCACAGACAGACGAGCAGAUUUCUUGUGACUUUGGAGUCUUACUUCAACGAGGUUUACAGAAUCUUCAAGGAAGUCAACGACGUUCAGGAACCACAUGCUCCUAUUGACACCAAGAUCAGAGACAACGGCUACUCUAACGUCAAGCCAAAUGUUCUUGUGAAGCCUGUCCCUGUCAAGAGCGACACCUUGAACACCUUGUUGGGUGGUUAUGGCUACUUUGACAUGGGAGAUGACCAGAUCAAGUCAAGGGGCCAGUCGCCAGAACUUCCAUUCAUGCCUCGUUUGGACAGCACAUUCUCCCUCAGAGACAUCGAGAAGAAAUUGAGAUUGUCUGAAUACUAA